This is a messenger RNA of Betta splendens (Siamese fighting fish), 1090 nucleotides long. RefSeq names its product ribulose-5-phosphate-3-epimerase (gene rpe). Gene Ontology annotation, biological process: pentose-phosphate shunt, non-oxidative branch; carbohydrate metabolic process; pentose-phosphate shunt. Gene Ontology annotation, cellular component: cytosol. The record is from RefSeq and is a predicted model, not a curated record. Gene Ontology annotation, molecular function: metal ion binding; D-ribulose-phosphate 3-epimerase activity. Bases 71 to 757 code for a protein of 228 amino acids. The transcript is spliced from 6 exons. Lineage: Eukaryota; Metazoa; Chordata; Actinopteri; Anabantiformes; Osphronemidae.
AUGUUGUUUCUCCCGUCGUGCUUAUUUUGACCGGCUGCCUGCCGACAGAAGCGGCAGCAGCAGCACCAGCAUGGCUUACAGCGCUAGGAUCGGUCCGUCCAUUCUGAGCAGUGACCUGUCCUGUCUGGGCAGCGAGUGUGUGCGGAUGAUGGAGUGCGGCGCGGAUUACCUGCACCUCGACGUUAUGGACGGGCAUUUUGUCCCCAACCUAACGUUUGGCCAUCCCAUGGUGGAGUGCCUGAGGAAGUCCGUAGGCCGAGACCCUUUCUUUGACAUGCACAUGAUGGUGUCUCGGCCGGAGCAGUGGGUGAAGCCCAUGGCUGCAGCUGGAGCCAAUCAGUACACAUUCCACAUAGAGGCCACCACCAACCCAGGAAACCUCAUCAAGGAGAUCAGGGAAAGCGGCAUGAAGGUGGGUUUGGCCAUUAAGCCUGGCACUACGGUUGAAGAGCUCGCUCCCUGGGCCAACCAGAUUGACAUGGCGCUGGUCAUGACCGUUGAACCUGGCUUUGGAGGGCAGAAGUUCAUGGAGGACAUGAUGCCAAAGGUGAGCUGGCUGCGGAGUCAGUUUCCUUCUUUAGACAUUGAGGUAGAUGGAGGAGUCGGCCCUGACACCAUUCACAAGUGUGCAGAGGCAGGAGCCAACAUGAUCGUGUCCGGCAGCGCUGUGAUAAGCAGCGACGACCCUCGCUCGGUGAUCGCUCUCCUGCGCACGGUGGUCGCUGAAGCGAUCCAGAAGCGCUCGCUGGACCGUUGAGACGAGCUCCUCUUGGCUACUCGCCUGUGAAAGUCUCACACCGCAGCAGAUAGUGGACCAAACUCAAGGCAAGGGUCUCAGCCAGAGCAGGGGGCUUCUCUGGAGCUAUCGUGCUAAAAGCUAAAUAACUUUGAUGUAAGUGAAUUUGCAUCGUGCCUCUACUGAGCUACAGUAUGAACUUUAUCCUGUCCUUCCAUAAUCUCCUCUUUGAACAGUUAGGUCAAAGUAAGUCUCAAUGUUUUGAGAUUGGAGCUAGAGUUCCACUGAUUUCACAUAUGUAAACAUUCCUGAAUGAUCUGAAUUGAUUUUGCAAAUAAAAUGGUUCAAGAAGUG